Molecule: messenger RNA, 3265 nt
Organism: Penaeus monodon (black tiger shrimp)
Lineage: Eukaryota; Metazoa; Arthropoda; Malacostraca; Decapoda; Penaeidae
Product: laccase-2-like
Exons: 15
Coding region: 335-2368 (677 amino acids)
Biological process (GO): iron ion transport
Cellular component (GO): plasma membrane
Molecular function (GO): copper ion binding; oxidoreductase activity
Source: RefSeq, a predicted model, not a curated record
UCAAAGCUCGCAGGACGCGCGCUGGUGACUCCUUCCCCAGCCUCCCGAAGACGCGCGCGACCUCCUCUCGAGCUUGUCUUCCUCGGCUGAAUUAAUCCCUUUUCGAAAGCGGCGAGGGCGCGCUGGAGGGACAGGGAGGGAAGUGUGAGUGUUGAUAAGCGUGUUGCGUUUCCUGGUGACAAAGUGUGACUCCGCAGUGCUCGGUAAUAAGGAUGGAACGUCACACCUGCAGCGCGCAAUGCUAUCGUGGAUUUUAAACCUACCGCGCGUCCUCUUGUCCUAGAUGGGAGGAGCCUGAACGGGGCAGCGACGUGGCGGGUAUAUAAAGGGCGUGAUGGCGGUGGCUUGUCAGUGUAGUGCUGUCUGUGCCGCAACCAUGGUGGCUCUUGUCCUAGCAGCGGCCAUAGCGACUCUCACCUCAGUCAUCACCGCACAGGAACCGCCUACAGCAGGUUCAAAUUACUACCGGCGAUGCGUUCUCGGAGACAGGCGCGUCUGCCAUUUCACCUUCGAAGUUCAUCCUUAUCAGACUAUGUCCAGGGCGUGUUUCAACUGUCCUCGAAAUAUAUCUGACUGCUCUUUGCCCGACUGCGUUCCUGGCGAUGGCGUGCGGCGGAGGAUCAUUGCUAUUAACAAGCAGAUGCCUGGGCCCGCUAUUCAGGUAUGUGAAGGAGACAAGAUCGUCGUCGACGUGAAAAACCUCCUCCCGGAUGGCGGUCUAACAGUCCACUGGCACGGCCUUACUAUGCUCGGAGGCCUUCACGAUGGCAUUCAGUACCCUAGCACGCCCCACAUGGAUGGCACUCCGGGUAUAACGCAGUGCCCCAUCCACUCCGGCGGUUCGUUCAGAUACACUUUCUACGCCCUUAACCCGGGGACCCACUGGUACCACGCGCACACAGGAUUCCACCGCGCCGACGGCGUCCUGGGAGCCAUCGUCAUCCGCCAGCCUCCGGGAAAGGACCACGCGACCGGUCUGUAUGACUACGAUCUGCCGCAGCACACGAUGGUGAUCCACGACUGGCUACACGUGCCCACAGAGGACAAGUUCGUGUUGAGACACCAUGGCGGCGGCGACGACUUCCCGGAGUCGAUGUUGAUCAACGGACUCGGACCCCACCAGAAUAUCGCUGCCACACCCACUUCAGCCGCCAUGCCAUACCAGCGCUUCAAGGUGUCGCCAGGAGCAAGGUACCGCUUCCGUAUCAUCAACACGGGCAUCCUCAACUGCCCAAUCACAGUCCACAUCGACGAGCACCACCUCACCAUUAUCGCCACUGACGGUAACCCUGUUGUGCCUACGAACGCCUCCUCUGUCGUCGUUUACUCAGGCGAGAGAUGGGACGUGAUCGUCAAAACCGAAAACACCAAAUUCGGAACCUUCUGGAUGAGUUUCAUGGGCGGCGUAGACUGUGCCCCGACCUCCGCCCACCAGUUUGCGCUGUUCGAGUACGAGCAGGUUGGACAGUUCUACAAAACCCCGGCUUAUGUGAAGCAGCAGGUUGGACAGCAAGAGAUUCCCGACAGUGUUUUGCUACGCCACAUGCCCCCCAAGCCCAUGUACUCAGAGGCUCCCCCAGCCGGCGUUCAAGUGAAUAGCAUCAACAGCGCUUGUUACGACGACCUGAUCUGCGCGGCUGGCCUGAGGUCGCCUGUGCCGAUGCCUGAAGUGCUGCGGACGCCGCGAGCCAACUACACGUUCUAUUUGGCUUUUGAAAUGAGACAAAUCCACAAUGCUCACUUCUACUCUCGUGCCUUCUACAAUUUCGAGUCAGUGGACGAAGACCAGCAGAUCCCAACGCCCCAAGUGAACAACCUCUCCUUCGUCGGACCAUCCACGCCCCUACUGCUGAGUGGAGGCAGGUACGACACGCGGGUUUGCUCGAUCGAAAACCCGAUUCCCGGACGAAGCUGCCACGACGACUACUGCGAGUGCCUUCACAUGUAUCACGUCCCCCUCGGUGCCACAGUGGAGCUGGUGUUCAUCGACGAAGGUCAACACGGCGACGAGAACCACCCCAUCCACUUGCACGGACACCACUUCUGGGUGGUUGGCAUGGACCGCCCCAAUGACGUGGUAGGGGCGGCCAUUACGAGGGAUGAGGUGAUCGAGUUGGAUAGGACUGGACAACUACUGAGAAACUUCUACCACCCAGUGCGAAAAGACACAGUCACUAUACCAGAUGGAGGCUACACUGUUGUGAGAUUCAUUGCUGAUAAUCCAGGUUACUGGUUGAUGCACUGUCACCUCAUUUUCCACUCUGCGGCCGGAAUGGAAGUGGUUUUCAAGGUCGGCGAACUGACAGACGUUCCUCCUCCUCCAGCUGGCUUCCCCUUCUGUGGCAACUUCAAAUCCCUUGACCUCUGAAUGUUCCACUGACGAACUUCCCUCUGUUCCUCAACACGCCAAAACCCACUCCUGCGGGCAUUUGAUCUCUUGAGCUGAUCCUCGGGUGGAUAGACAGUUUUUUUUAACAUUCCAAUGUAUUGGUACUGGACCUUUGAUCGCCUCUGGAGGGUGGUUUGUGAUAAUUCCAAGAUAUUUCGAGUCCAUUUUUUUUUCUUUAUGGCAUUACUUGAAGACAAAUAGUUUAUUUAGUGUAUGAUUCGUUUCUCGAUGUUUUUUUUGAAUCGAUUGUGUCUGUAUAUAGUACUGAUGAUUCUGUUAAAUAUAAAAUAUUGUCAGUAUUCGGAGUGUUUUUAUGGACUUUGAAUAGGCAUAUAUGCAAGAUUCAAGUGUGAACUUAUUGUACAGUGUCGUUUUUGACCUAAAAGAUCUCUCUUAUUACAAGAAAUGCUUGUGAAACGGAAAAUAAUAAUGUGUUUGAGACAGUGAUUAUAUUAUAGUGAACCUCUAAAGUGCUAAACUAACCACAGACAAAGAAACAAUCUGAUCUACAAAAACAUAAUUCAUGAAAAAAUCGAUGCCAAAAUAUAAAAACGAAAAUAUGAUUACUACAUACCCUCAAAUAAUUAAGAAUUGGCAUAGUGAACAAACGUUUCUAAGUAAUAACCAAUAAAAUGGCUUAAGAGACUCGGAAUCUCUAACAGUUACGUGUUGAUAUUAGUCAGAUUUUUUUACGUGUGUGUAUAUCUCGCAUAAUAUGAUGACAUUUAGGUGCUAAAACCGAUUGUUUAAAAGGUGCUCUCUGUAGAUGCAAUCUCCCGUGAAAACAGUGGUAUGUGGGAGCCUUUUUUUAUAAUGUUUACUAAGAGUGAUUGAUAAUGAUUUGUUUGUGUUUUAAUAAAAAGGAAAAAAAAUCAA